CAAAACGCGCAAAAGCCCCAUCUUAAUUCAAAGAAAUAAGGAGGAAAGAUCCUUUUGCCUUUUAAUGCUCUCUCUCUCUCCUUUUUCUUUUCUGUAAAUCGUGCUCUCUUUUCUUUUCCCUUUCUCUGUCACUCAGCUCACUCUAUAUUCGCUGAAGUGGGUAAAGGAGAAAGGGAGCAGAUAUGAAGCAGCAGAAGCGUGAUAUGGUGAAGAUGAAGAAAUGCCCCCACUUCUGAUAAUGGCUCAACAAAGCAAAGCUUACAAUGCCAACACUACUCUUAAUAUUAGCGCCGGUAUCAGUCUUCUUAACUCUACUAACACCCAGCACCAUCACCACCAAGUCAAGGCAAUGUUUCAUGACUUCCUCGGCAUGAAGCCGGCUAACACCGAUGCCCCUAAGAACGCUGAUGCGUCUCCCUCUGCUUCUAUCUCUGCUGGGGCUGCCUCUUCUGGUGGUGCCCGUGGUCCUCUUUCCACCGCCUCUGAUCUUGCCUCUGAAAGGCAGGCUGGAAAUCAUCUAGAAGGGAUUCCAUUUUAUGGUCCAAGGAGUGAUAUCUCUGGUCCUGAGAUAAGCAACAGAUUAGCAGGAAGUAAGCGAAGUAAUUCGGAUUCUGCCUUCACGGGAUCUACUAGGGAUGGUUUUCCGCAGAUGGGCCAUGACUCGCUUGAAAGCCAGCAUUUGAUGAAGAUGCUCAAGAAUGGAGGUGGAGGAGAGCGACCUAGAAGGUCCAAUGAUGAUGAAGUUUUCUAUAAUAUGCAACCAAUGAGACCAACUUCUGCAUCUCUUAUACUGCAAUCUUCUGCUGGCGGUAGACUUGAUGCCAAUGUUUCCAAAUGGGAUAGGUCUAUUCCCGUGGGAGCAGCCAUACAAUAUCCUCCUCGUGCAGGUCAGUUUGUCCCCUUUAUGCAUCAAGUACCUGCAAAUAAAUUCAGGGACGUCAAUGCUGGUCCAUCAAUCAUUUCUCAAUCAGCUGCUGAUGAAGGAUCUAGAACUGGAAUUAAAGGCCCUGGAAUUUUGAGUUCCAUCAAUGCUGGCAGUGUCAUGUCUGAGAAAACUUCAUCAGGGGUGCUGCCAAGUGGCAGCAAAGCUAAGUCUGGGACACAUAUUUCAGAGCCAGAAUCUUCAACUCCUCCUGGUCGACAGGGUUUAACAUCUGCUAGUCGUCAAAUGACUAUAUUUUAUGGUGGUCAAGCUCAUGUUUUUGAUGAUGUCCACCCCAACAAGGCGGAUGUAAUAAUGGCCUUAGCGGGAUCGAAUGGAGGAUCGUGGUCGACGGCAUACUUGCCAAAACCAACUGUGAGGCCAGGUGGUGAAAGUUACAUGACCAGUGGAGAAAAUGAAGCAGGAAUGGCCACUAACACAGCAUUCCAACGUGAAUUCCGAGGGAGGCUAUCAGGCACUGCUAAUACCACUAAUGGAGUUGGCUUCAGUGAUCGAAUCCCUACACCUACAGCAGGUCAUCAUGGCAGCAUUGCAAUAGGCGAAGAGACGAGAAACCAAGGAGAACCAAGCACUGAAGAUAAAAAGGAGGUUUAAGGCAAAGGGGAAGAGGGUUUUGGGGUUGUCUUGUUUAUAGAGGACUUAUUUGAGGUAUCAGAUUCUUGAUCUGAUGUAGACAUGGCCAAGCUUCUCAUGUGAUUUUAGACUAUGCUUAUUAAUUUUUGAAGUUAAAAUUUCUUUCCUCUC
This is a messenger RNA of Hevea brasiliensis (rubber tree), 1687 nucleotides long. Its product is annotated as protein TIFY 8. Bases 221 to 1537 code for a protein of 438 amino acids. The record is from RefSeq and is a predicted model, not a curated record. Gene Ontology annotation, cellular component: nucleus. Lineage: Eukaryota; Viridiplantae; Streptophyta; Magnoliopsida; Malpighiales; Euphorbiaceae. Gene Ontology annotation, biological process: regulation of defense response; regulation of jasmonic acid mediated signaling pathway; response to wounding. The transcript is spliced from 6 exons.